CAGCAUAAUAGGACUGACGAACAGGUCAUCUCUAACGUGCACAAUGCCAUGCAAUUACUCAGCAGGCUGGGUACGACCAGAGCUACGAAGUUGCUCGACAAAGUCAAAGAAGACGGACCAACCCCUCCCUCUUUAAUCUUUCGAAGUCACGAUGAUUUAGUAUUCCCCCUCAAAGCAGUGUCGCCGUUGCCACACUCUCAGAACACAAGCCAUAAUGACAGUUCAACGGUUGAUGGCCUAUGUGCCACAGAGGGGGGCCGAGCGUUGGGUAAUUACCUACUCUUUUGUUAUGCAGGCUGCCAAUUCCUACUUGGCUGUCUAUGCCACCGACUCGGAUGCCUGUAUAUUUCUAGAUAUUGA
Messenger RNA from Rasamsonia emersonii CBS 393.64, 360 nucleotides. RefSeq lists its product as uncharacterized. The transcript has a single exon. The annotation marks the transcript as partial. NCBI's taxonomy places the organism in Eukaryota, Fungi, Ascomycota, Eurotiomycetes, Eurotiales, Trichocomaceae. The record is from RefSeq and is a predicted model, not a curated record.